Messenger RNA from Oncorhynchus gorbuscha (pink salmon), 4290 nucleotides. RefSeq names its product fem-1 homolog b (gene fem1b). The record is from RefSeq and is a predicted model, not a curated record. NCBI's taxonomy places the organism in Eukaryota, Metazoa, Chordata, Actinopteri, Salmoniformes, Salmonidae. Bases 528 to 2411 code for a protein of 627 amino acids. Gene Ontology annotation, molecular function: protein binding. The transcript has 2 exons.
ACCUAUUUUUUUAGUGUUGCUGACGAGACGUUGAUAGCCUUGCUCUGUUCUCAAAACAUUUACAUUUGUUGGCUAAUAUAGCCGACUGCAUUCUUCUUUGACCUUGCCUGCUUUAACGUGUUUAAAGGGGAGUACUGUAAUUCAAGAGAAGCGAGAUUUAACAGCACGAAGUUCUGAUACUUGCACGGUUUUGAAUGUGAGCUUGCUAGCUAGCUAUUUUCAGAUGAUGCAUUAGCUAGCUAGCUCGGUGCCACCGAAAUUGGGGACAACAAAGUUGAUAAUCGAAUCCAGAAGUUAGCCCAAACAAACAAUACGAAUUAGUUUGGAUGCAGCUUGUUUUGUGCUUUGAAAUAAUGGGUUUCAGUAAAACGAAUUACUGUAUCAACCAAGCUCAAUUGAGUUUUUCAUGUGAGCACUGAAUAACCUUGUUUCGGUAUUUUAAUGGGAGGCGGGCUGCGUUGGAGUAGUACAUCUAGUGGGCGACACUUGCGAAGAAGGCGAAGGUGCCGGCGACGUGCUGGGCUUGGAUGGACUCGCUUGCCGGGUACGUAUACAAAGCGGCUGCUGAGGGCCGAGUCCUGACGUUGGCCGCCCUGCUGCUCAACCACUCCGAGGCUGAGACACGAUAUUUACUGAGUUACGUGACCCACCUCGCUGGCCAACGGUCAACUCCUCUCAUCAUUGCAUCUCGAAACGGACACGACAAAGUUGUGAGGCUGCUGCUGGAUCACUACAAGGUGGAUACUGAACAGACUGGCACAGUCAGAUUUGACGGGUAUGUCAUUGAUGGGGCCACCGCUUUGUGGUGUUCGGCUGGCGCAGGACACUUUGAGGUGGUCCGCCAGUUGGUGUGCCACCAGGCGAAUGUCAACCACACCACUGUCACCAACUCCACCCCCCUGAGAGCGGCCUGCUUUGACGGGCGCCUGGACAUUGUGAAAUACCUGGUGGAACACCAGGCCAACAUCGGCAUCGCCAACAAGUAUGACAACACCUGCCUGAUGAUCGCUGCCUACAAGGGCCACACGGACGUGGUGGGCUUUCUGCUGGAGCAUGGCGCUGACCCCAAUGCCAAGGCCCACUGUGGGGCCACCGCCCUGCACUUUGCUGCUGAGGCAGGCCACCUGGACAUCGUGAAGGAGCUGGUGCGCUGCCAGGCAGCCAUGGUGGUGAACGGCCAUGGCAUGACGCCGCUCAAAGUGGCGGCGGAGAGCUGUAAGGCGGACGUGGUGGAGUUGCUGCUGUUGCACGCCGAGUGUGACCCACACAGCCGCAUCGAGGCUCUGGAGCUCCUGGGUGCCUCGUUCGCCAACGACCGAGAGAACUAUGACAUCCUCAAGACCUACCACUACCUCUACCUGGCCAUGUUGGAGCGCCACCGCGAUCUCGGCGCGCUCAUCGCCAAGGAGCUGCUGCCACCCAUCGAGGCCUACGGCGGUAGGGGCGAGUGCUGCACCCCGCAGGAGUUGGAGGCCAUCCGGGCGGACCGCAAUGCGCUGCACAUGGAGGGCCUGAUGGUGCGCGAGCGCAUCCUGGGCUCGGACAACAUCGACGUGUCACACCCCAUCAUCUACCGGGGUGCUGUGUAUGCCGACAACAUGGAGUUCGACCAGUGCAUCAAGCUGUGGCUGCACGCGCUGCUCCUGCGCCAAAAGGGCAACCGCAACACUCACAAGGACCUGCUGCGCUUCGCCCAGGUCUUUUCCCAGAUGGUGCACCUGAAGGAGCCGGUGGGGGCGGAGCCAGUGAAGCAGGUGCUGCACUGCAGCGUGCUGGAGAUCCAGAGGAGCAUGGCCAGGGUGGAAGCAGCGCCUGAGGCCGAGCUUCACACGGCCAUGGACAACUACGAGUCCAACGUGUUCACCUUCCUUUACCUGGUGUGCAUCAGCACCAAGACAGUGUGUGGUGAGGAGGAGCGCGCCCGCAUCAACAAGCAGAUCUACAACCUGAUCCAGCUGGACCCGCGCUCGCGGGAGGGCUCGUCCCUCUUGCACCUGGCCAUCAGCUCCAGCACUCCAGUGGACGACUUCCACACCAACGAUGUGUGCACCUUUCCCAACGCGCAGGUAACCAAGCUGCUGCUGGACUGCGGCGCGCAGGUGAACGCGGUGGACCAUGAGGGCAACAGUCCGCUGCACAUCAUUGUGCAGUACAACCGGCCCAUCAGCGACUUCCUGACGCUGCACGCAAUCAUCAUCAGCCUGGUGGAAGCGGGCGCCCACACUGACAUGACCAACAAGCAAAAGAAGACGCCACUGGACAAGAGCACCACGGGAGUGUCAGAGAUCCUGCUCAAGACCCAGAUGAAGAUGAGCCUCAAGUGCCUGGCGUCGCGGGCCGUUCGCCAGCACCAAAUCACAUACCGCAACCAAAUCCCUAAGACUCUGGAGGAGUUUGUGGAGUUCCACUGAUCCACCUGGCCAUGGAGAACUUUUAAACAAUUAGAAUCUCUUGUUCUUUUUUUGUUUUGUUAUAAUUUUCUAACAAAUCAGAACGGUGCUGGCUGGGGAUGAUUAUGAACAGUUUGACACAUUGUGGUUUUUAACAAUGGUUCCCUUUUUUUCUAUUAUAAGUAUGAAUUGCGAGUACCAGCAGGAGCGCCCAUGUUCUCCAGAUCUCUUACUGAAGUGUGUUAAUGUCUGUGGUUGUCAUUCUGACUCCUGGGUGUCACCAGCAGAAUGAGGAAAUUGACAGCCUGCUUUGUGCUUUCACUUUCCCAGAGUGUUCCAAAGAGAAUACUUGGCACAGCCAAGCAUCCACACAAUGGUGACAACAGCAGGACCAUUUGACAGCUUGUACUGCAUGGAUCCAAUUGUCCCAGACAUCCAGCUGGGUUCGCAACCAUGAAAAGUAACAUUGCACUCUUGAUUCUUUUUGCCUUAUCAUGUUUGCCUGUUGCAGGGAUGUUGUGUGCCAUGUUGCAAUGAUUAUGGGGGUCAGUGGUUUGUUGGUGUGUGUUUGAGGGAGCGAAUGCGUGUCAGUCAGAGAAAGGCUGGGAGGUGAGACGGUAGUAGUUAGUCUUGGCGAUAGAGAAUAAGCAAAUGCGCGGCUUUGCCAAGCAGCCAGUCAAACUUGUGUGUUAGACAGUGACGCAGAGAUCUUGUGGGACUUUCUUUUAUUUCAGUCACCCAUUGCUCUUUAAAGUUGUCACGGUUCCACUGAUGUCUACAUUUUGACAUUGGUUUGUCUUGUGAUUCUCAUUUCUAGUUGGAUUGUCUGCUUAUGUUUGGUUCCAAACUCAUGACUGGUGAUUGAGUCUUGCAUUAUAAUAACAGAUCGUUUCAGAUUUCUCUAGAAGAACAGCGAGCCAACCCACACAGUACAGAGAGAGAGGGAGAGAACUGCUGGGCAGCACUUUAUACUUAUAAUAGGAGUAUUUUAUUUUUCUUUCAUAACUGAUAUUUAAAAAAAACAAAAUCAAAAGGAAGUUUUAUUUAAGAGGGUAUGUUUGAAGAUAUAUUUUUAUGGAAAAAACAUCUGUGGAAGUAGAUGUAAAAGGAGCUUUCUUUUACACAAACACUGACUGGUAAAGAUGUGCCUGUGAUUCUAUUUAGAUUUUCUCUAUCGGAGUAAUUAGGCGUAGAUGUCCCCUUUUAACCAAGUCACCAACGCAUGUGGGUUGUUGGCCAUCCUGAUGAGCUUUUCUGCAGUGUGAGGGAACGAGCUUGGCGGCUGUCUGUGGAGACUCCAUGGCUUUGGCUGAGUAUGACCACAUACGGGCCUUUAAAUGGAUGCUGCUGGUAUUGAUGUUUGAGCAUGUCUUCCAUUCUACGUCUUUUGGAUUUGUGUGUGGGUGCGCAUGCUGAGAUCGAGGGAAGGACUGUGGAAUGUUCCUGGCGGGGUUGAAUGUAUGCCUGUAGUCUUUUCCCUCAUGCUUUGCAACAUGUCGUUUGUCCAUAAUAACCAACGAUUUGUACAGUCCGUCCUUGUUCUGUUUCCUAAUCAGAUGGUCAGAGAUUAAAGCUGAGAAUGAAAGGUGAUUUCUGCCGAUUUUUCUUUGAUUUUCAUCGAGGUGAUACUGUGACCAUAGCGUGCUGUUAAGUGUGCUUUCUACUUUAAAAGGGCGUGCGUGUUAAGACUUUAAAUGCUCUCGCUAUUGAUUUGAUCCGAUUUGGCUUUUACUGUGGUGACACUGUUAAAAAAAAUCUGGAGUGGAGAAUGUAUGUACAUUACCAGUCAAAAGUUUGGACACACCUACCUCAUUCAAGGGUUUUUCUUUAUUUAAAAAAAAAAACAUUUUUCUACAUUGUAGAAUAAUAGUGAAAACACAAACUAUGAAAUAACACAUGG